UCUCGUUCGCCUGCAGAGCUCCGAUUUUAUUCUAUAUUAUAUAUCUGAUAUUUACUCUACUAUUAUAUUCAAUAUGAAUGCGUGCCACGACAAUCGUUGCGCCUUCGACGAGGGUAUGAACGUGUCCGUGAGCCCCACCAAGGAUCGCAAGAUGAAGAAGUCGUCGAAGCAGCCAGCAAUGGUGGCCGUUCUCCGGAAGAUGCCCCCAAAGCCGCAGAGGGCAGCUCGUCUCUUCCAGCCGAAGGUGGAGAAGAAGCCCAUUUCGACCAUGGCAUUGCGCACUGCUCCCAAAAAGGAUCGGGUGAAGGACAUCAAGGUUCGCUCCGACAAGCGGUCAGAAUUCGAACCGAUACAAAAAGGCAUUCUUCGCAAAGCCGGACGCAAAAGCAAUCGUCCUGGUGAGCGACUCUUUGAUCGCCGAUCAGGAUCGAAUCGCACUGGCGUCAAGGCGGUGGACAAGCGCAAUGGAGCCGGUGCCCACAACUGGGGCUCCCUGCAGCAGGAGAUCGACUUGCGCCAGAAAACCAAUUCGCACGCCUUCGCCUUCGAGAUGAAGCUAUCCAAGGUAUCCAGUUUCGCUGCCAACAACGAUCCAUCGGAGGAGCCCGAACAAUAUACACUGGACGAGUGGCGUGCCAUGCAGGCCCGGAAGAAGCAGCUCUUGCGGAAGUUUAUAAUGGCUGACACCGGUGGAAAGGAUGUGGCAAAAGAGGAUGGUGGAGCAACUGGAGCAACUGGAGGAGCCGAUGGACCAGGCGAAACUGACUCCACCAAAGCAGCUGAGGAAGCAUCCGGAGGAGCUGAACGUUCAGGAGAUACUGAAACAGCGGGCGGGUCUGAAGCAUCCGAAGAAACCGUGACAGCCGAGGCAACUGGAGAACCUGACGCAUCCGGAGGCUGUGGAGCAUCUGGAGGAUCUGGCGAGUCGGGAGAGCUUGAAGACGAAGGCGAUGGCGCAGGAUUAUCCGCUGACCGCCAGCUGUACGUGGUUGAUAUCCUGUUGAAUUUCCACACUGAUCAAGGCAUCAUUCCGUAUCGCUUGAAAUUUAUCUAACUUGCUUGUCUUUUGAGUAAUAUAUUAAUAAAUAAUCUUAGAUAAUA
Molecule: messenger RNA, 1101 nt
Organism: Drosophila teissieri
Lineage: Eukaryota; Metazoa; Arthropoda; Insecta; Diptera; Drosophilidae
Gene: PPYR1
Product: AF4/FMR2 family member lilli
Exons: 1
Coding region: 74-1054 (326 amino acids)
Cellular component (GO): cytoplasm; nucleus
Molecular function (GO): RNA binding
Source: RefSeq, a predicted model, not a curated record